This is a messenger RNA of Drosophila busckii, 665 nucleotides long. RefSeq names its product drosomycin-like. Bases 1 to 276 code for a protein of 91 amino acids. Gene Ontology annotation, biological process: defense response. The transcript has 2 exons. The record is from RefSeq and is a predicted model, not a curated record. Lineage: Eukaryota; Metazoa; Arthropoda; Insecta; Diptera; Drosophilidae.
AUGUCUAGUUGUGUUCCGAAGUAUAAAAGCCGCAGCUUUUUCUUUACAAUACAUUCCAUUCAAAUGAAGUUCUUUAGUCUGAGUUUUUUGUUCGCUGUGGCGAUUCUGCUGCUCGCUGUGAGUGCCAAGCAGACGCAGGCUGAUUGCAUUUCUGAGCGCUACAGAGGUCCUUGUGCUGUUUGGGAUAGAGAAACUUGUAGGCGUGUUUGUAUAGAGGAGAGCCGCCCAAGUGGAUAUUGUACUGCAAGUCUGAGAUGCAUGUGUGAAGGCUGCUAGCACUGGAAUAUAAUUGCAAUAAAAUCUUCAAACAUAUUGUCUUUAUUAGCGCAACUUUUCUCAUUCAUUGCUACCGCAAGUUUUUCUAACAAUUCUGCCAGUAACAUAAUAUGUGGUUAGCGUGUGCAAUUGUUUAUCCACAUUGGAGUGCUGUGGAGCCUCAAACAUGCCACCCUGAAUCACAAAAAUGCGCUUCCGCUUCCUUCAGCGUUUUAAAUAUGGGCACAGAGUUGAAGAUCGCCUGCAUGGCGCAUAGCUUGGUGGUUACAUUGUAAAUAAUACGCGGCUUUUCCUUAAAGUCCUGCCGACUUAUUAGCAGACUCAUCAAAGGCGAUGCUAUUUCCUCAUUAAUUGUCGUAAAGGAAGCAACGCCCUCCACAUUAGAGAAU